GAAGCCGGCAUAUAGAUAUAGCAUACAACAGGUAACAAAACGGUAACUUUUUUAUUCCAAUUUUUCACAAGAAAAAGCAUAAAGCUUUGAGUUUCCAAUAUAGGAGAUAUAUGGAUUGUCAGUUAUGGUACCCACUUGACUUAAAAGGAGUGAUAACUCGAAGCUGCGAAGUACAAAAUUAUAUGCCUUGCUAAGCAGAACUUGAAAAUACUCGGAGCUAAAAGCUAUUUUGUUUGAAAAUUAGUUUUAUAAAGACUUCAUACAGUAAACAAACGAACUGAUAACAAUCUAAACUCUACGUGUGGGCUAUUCUUCAAAAUCGGACUUGACGGGGAUCUUAACUUUUCUGCGGGUGGACAUUUUGAAUUUUUGUCCUUGUUGAAUAAUAUUGUGUCGCUUCAAAGGAAGGAAAACUAGAAAAAGGUACUGGUGAAUGAAAAUGAUUAGGCUGCAUAAUCAGUCAUGGUUUUUCAAAGAAAAUUUGUAAUGCAGUUGCCCUUACAACUAUCGACGGAGGCCAAACUUCAAAGUACCUCCGCGCCUAUCUUUCCAACAAUAAUUAUUAAUAUGACAGGGAUAUGAAUCAUUUCAUUUUGGUAUUCACAACUUUCGGCACAGGUAUAAUAACAUAUAAAUGUAAAGGUCUAAACACCUUUCAUAACAGGCAGAGAAUCUAUGUCACGAUAUAUCUCGACUGGCCAAUACCAGACUUGAUUAAAUUUUUGAAAACAUUUUUUCUUAUUCUAAUAAUUAAGUUACACAGAGCAAGGGCAGACUGUGGACGUGAUAAAGAUGUAAAAGAGACGAUAGUUACAGUAAAAUUAAAGUAACAAAUAUAUUAGCAAUGUAAAGAGUUCAAGUUCAUGCACGUGUGCACUAACGCCUAGAGGCUCAAGGGUCUAUAUCUUUAGGACAGAGUCACUGAGUCACGUUCAGUGUUCAUUUCGACGAGAAAACAUGAUAUAAAUGGAAUUGAAUGCUUUUGUCUGGGGAGAGUCAAUUCUAAAAGUACUCGGCUGAACAGUAUAUUCGUAAUUAGAUUACAGGGACUCUCAGAACGUUAUCAUUGCAUUUAAGUCAGAAUUCAAACUUUUUGCGAAACAGUAAAUAACAGUUUUAAUCGAUUUUGGACAGGCUUUUUCUUUUACUAACUGUUCCACCAUUGAUCUACGUCAGGUAGAAAUAUUGCUUCCAACUGAGUAUUAACUCAUGAGACGAACCAAAUUCUAAUCAGUUAGGGCGACCUAAAUUAAGUUAAGAUAGUCUGAGUGUUUAGUCAGACGUCGAAAAUAGGGUGCCUCGAACCAACCAACCGAAUCAGACAAUCUCUAGAAUCAGACCAAAAAACAACAGGCCCGUAGCAAGCAUCAAAUGACUUGGGGGCGGGGGGGGGGGGGGGCGGGGGGGGGGGCCCACAUAAAUUUGGACAAAGACUAUGUCUUUUUAUUUUAAAAUCUCCCCGCGUUUUUGGGGUUUAUAAAAUUAAAAAUAAAAUAUUUUCUCCACCCCUUUUUUUUUUCUUUUUUAUAUGAAGCAGUAAUGGUGAGUUGGGAGUGAGAAGAGAAGAAGUGUAAACGAACCAAAAAAAAACAAACAAAAAAAAAAAAAAAAAAGAGAAGAGAAAACAAGGGGGGGGCGGGGGGAGGGGGGGGGUGGGGGGGGGGGGGGGGGGGGGGGGGGGCUGAGCGAGUGGCCCACAUUAACUUGGUACAUGACUAUGUCAUUUAAUGUUAAAUACUCUCCGCGUAUUCUGGGUAUUGAAAUAUCAACAUUAACUCAGUUCUACACCACCUUUAUCUGCUUUUAUUAAUUCGUAUAAAAUGCCUCUCAGAAAGGCCAUUUUAUUUCAUUCUAGAACUUCUCCAGUUAGUAAUACAUGUUCUAGUGAGUAUACCAGUGGCGGAUCCCCCAGCUUUUCUAAGGGUCUGGAUGACCCCCCCGCUUCCUCCUUAUCUCAAUGUCUGGAUCUGGCACUGUACACUGUUAUUAUAAUUCUAUUUUGCCCAACUAAAGUUUUCAAUUUGGUCUAUUCUUCAGCAACUUUUACGUUUAAUUGUGUAGAUAUUUGCAGCGGUCUGAAAUACUCAGUUUGGAACUUGGGCAUUUUUAUAUCUAUAUAUAAAGCCUUGAGUGUUUUGCCAAGCCCAUUCUAGUGCGUAAUAUUCGUGCACUGACUCGAGCAGUAAAUGACUCUAUGAUCAGACUAAAAACUGUCAAUUGUAUGUUUCCUCAAGGAAAUUAAAAGUUCGCAAACUGUAUUAUAAUUUGCAUACGAUUUCCCGAAACUUCCUUUGUCAUGAUGCUGACUAACUUCCUGAAUCACUGAAUUGAGUUUCCUGCUUGUGGCGUCCGUCAAUAACAUGCAGUUUCACUAUCAAAGAAAAGCAGGUUCACUGUGAAAACAAAAAGCUUACUGUUAACUGGUGUUGAAUUGUUGUUUUUUGUGGAAGAUCAUAAAAGAAUAACACGUUUAUGGAUGCAAAUCUCCUCGAUUUUGUGUCCUCGCUCUAAGUUUGAAUCUAUGGUGAAGAAGAAGUCAGUGAUAAACAUUUUCGCCUAGUAAAAAGGAAGUCUCACAAGCAAAUUCAAGAUACGAAUCUCAAUCGCGUAGCGGUGGGUACAUAAUUAGGACUGUCGAUCUCCAGGAAACACGCUUUAAUAAUUUCUCACAAAAGUUUCCUUCACUAGAAACUUUUCGGGUGGAGAGAAGCUACGACCGGAAAUACGUCUGCGUUCGCAGGCUCUUCCAAUACACGAUACUAAUUUGCGUUUUUUCUUUCUUUUUGUAGCUGCGACGAGACUGGUUAAAUCUGGGAAUCCAUGGUAAACUGUGAUACUUUCUUGAUGCAGUAAGCCUCAGUCCGCGAGGAACCGACAAGCAAAAAACGCUAGUUAGAUACAUGAAUUCUUGAUGGGCCUGAUGUCUAUCUACAAAGAAUAUGGAUUAGCUGAGAUCGCCGUCACAAUAGUGCAGUCCAUACUCGUUAUUGUGAACUUGGCUGGGAACUCUCUGGUUUGUUUCAUCGUGUUGAGAAAUCAGUGCAUGAGGUAUGUCGUGUGGAAAAUGCAGUCAGUACGUUAGUAAGCUGAUUUCUGUCGGGAAAAUGUGAUCGGGGGGGGGGGGGACUCGAUAUAUCCCUGGGGGGGGAGGGGCGGCGCGGGCCCCCAUACCCUGACCCUGUUUAAGACAAAAAUCGCGGUUUUUCCUCCCCCGUUUAAGACAGAAUUCCGAUUUUUGAUACCCUGUUUAAGACAUUUAAUUAACAUUAGAGCUUGUAAAAAUUUUGCUGUUUAUCGUCCAAGAAAAGAUAUCCUCUUUAAGACAAAAAUUGAUAAAUCGAUACCCUGAUUAAGACAAAAAAUGAUAAAUUCGAUACCCUGUUUAAGACAAAAAUCCAGAAAAACAUACCCUGGCUGGCCGCACGUCCCCAUUAAGCCCUUAUAAGGGAGUAACCCCCCCCCCCCGGAUGUGAUCACACUUUGCUUGAUUUCUAUUGUCAAACCCCAAACAUACUCGUCAUUCGUUGAAUAAAUAUGUCAUUCCGGAUUCCGGAAUCCCGGAUUCUCAGCUGAUUCCUGGAAAUUGUUGCUUGUGGAUUCCGGAUCCUGGGCUUUAUCACCCGGAGUACAGAUCAAGGAAACAGGAAUCCCUCUAACAAUUAGAGUCCGGAAUCCACGUCAUGGAAUCCAGGGUCCAAGACUGUCUUGUAUUCCCAUACAUGUGACUAGGAUCUGUACGCAAUAGGAGAGUGAGAUACUCGAGGUCUGGAAUCUUAGCUGAUUAGUUAACGUUAAGCCAUUUAAUUUUUUCCGGCAAAAUGUUGAUUUCAAUCACUAAGUAAACAGAAAUUAGUCAAGUUUUGUCCUUAGUGAACGAAGUCUUUCUUUUUCCUAAUAGAGAUCUCAAAUGAUUUCCUUUCAUUUUUAUGAAUUUCUACAGGACAUCAAUAAAUUGCCUCCUUAUGAAUCUCGCCAUAGCAGACAUAACUAUAGCCACAUUUUUACUACCAAGAUAUGUUUUGGUGCACACUUUCACUCAUCCUGAUGGAGUUGCUGGAAAAGUGCUCUGCAGACUGCUGACUGGAGGAAAUGUUGCCUGGAUUGGAGGUGGUACUUCCGUUUUUACACUUGUUGCCGUAGCAACUGAACGCUACUUUGCUGCACUACAUCCCUUUGGAAAAAAGGGAAAUUUUGGUGCUCGUAGAGUAAAGGUAUGCUUAUCACUUUUGUUUCGAUUUGCGUGUACACCAUUUAAAGCGAAUUAACUCUUUCUUCCGCAGGUAGCGUAAGUGGUUUAUUGAAUUUGACUACAACUUACCUUUUGCGUCAUCAUAGCACAAGGUAACCAAGAGAAGGCUAACACUAUUUACACAACGAUAAAAAGUUAGUUUUCAUAAUAUUUAGAAGUUUCUCUUGGUAUCGUGACUAGCAGAUAUACUCUGAGAGAGAAGUGGAAUGAAGACUGAAGUAAUUUCACUGCAUAAUAAUUCAUGAUUAAGCGAGGCACGAGCCCAGUUCCCGGCCGAUAGAAAGCCCCUGGUAAAAAUUGUGCGAUGCAGGAAAAAAGUAGUGUAGAAAAUCGAGAAAAAGUACAUGAAAUGCGAAAUUGGAGAGUUAGUAUUACCGGGUAUCACUUAUAAAUAUAAACAUGCAUUGCAAAGCAAAGGAACGCGUGAGCACACCUUGAGGAAGCAGAAGUGCCAAUUAACAUUGUGAACUUUUGGUUGUGUUUGACUGAUUUGCUAGUGGGUCUGGUACAGCAUGUCAUAAAACAUUAUAAUUUUGUAUAUAUAUUUCAGAUGACCAUUGCUUGCUCUUGGAUCUUUGGGAUCGUCAUCACUUUUCCAAUGUUCCUAGCAAGGAACUUUGACGAAGAACUUGAUUGGUGCGUUUAUACUUGGUCUGAAGAAUGGAUGGGUAAAGCCUAUAGCAUGGUUUGGUUUCUGUUUACAGGAUUUUUCCCGGUUACUUUCAUGAUCGCUCUAUACUCCCAAGUCGUGUACACUUUGUGGUUUACACGUUCAAAGCCAAGAGGACGUCAUCAUUGUGUGCAACAGGUUCGAAACUAAAUUAAAAACAACAUGCCUUAUACCAAUUUAUUCCUGCAAGAAAAAUUUCUUUUUUUGGCGAUGCAGAAAUUUCUGCCCGUCCUCAAUCCACACUGUAGCUAGCCUGCGAGCAAGCUCUCCUAUUUGGGCGAGUGAAGCGGCCCCUCGCUCGCGCGUUCUCGCGAGGCUCACUUUGCUUACCCAAACAGGAGAGCUUGCUCGCAGGCUACACUGUUGCAGUUUUCAUUGAUCGCCCAGUCGAAUAGUGCCAAUUAACGCAUUUUUAAAGUGAAAUUUUUCGUUUCAUUUAACGUCCUCCUUUGUAAUAGCGCUAUUGUUAAGCGCAAGCCGCGACAAAACCAUUCAUGGUUCUUUAUUUUAUCAUUGUUAUUUAUCUUGUUAUAAAUAGUUUCCGAUUUCACAGUGUAAGUUCUGUCUUGAUAAGCAAUGAAGAAAUGCAUGCAUAAAAUCGAGAAAUCAUGCCUCUAAAAACCUCUACACAUAUUUCGCAUCCUUUAUAGAUGGGCCAAUCUGUCAAUCUGCUUGUUAAUGUGUUUAGUAAAGUCGUCCAUGUUUAGUUAUAUUAGAAUCGGAACCCACCUACGUGUCAAAAGCUCGGGGUGGGCUAAUGCCCGACCCCCGGGCCACGCAAAAUUUGCUAAUGCCCCACCGCCGGGACUGACAUGGUAGGCAAAUGUUCCGCAGCGGCCUGGGGGAGGGGGCUGGGCGCAGCUGGAUUUGUCUGAUGCAUAAACACAAAAAAUAGAACUUGGCCAAUAUCCAACCAUUUUGACCUCACGCUUGGUCAAUAACGCAUGUGUGCAGGUUUACGUCACCACCGUCAUUUAGUAUAAGUGAUUUACCGUAAAAUUCCGAAAAUAAGCCCCUCCAUGUAUAAGCCCCUUCAAAUAUAAGCACCCCAAACCGGCAACGCAAAAAACCCUCCGUUAAACCGCCCCUCCAAAUAUAAGCCCUCCGGGGGCUUGUACUUGGAAAAUUGCCCCCAAAUACAAAGUAAAACAAACCAAAAACGGUAAAUUUCCUUCCAACUAUAAGGCUAGCCCAAUCGAGUUUGAAACACAAAUUUCCCUCCGUAGAUAAGCCCGUCCGAAUAUAAGCCCCUCCAAAAAUAAGCCCCGCAAAAAGGGCCUUUGAAAACUAUAAGCCCCGGGGCUUAUUUUCGGAAUUUUACGGUAUCUACAUUCCUAGCUGCUGGUCCCGUAUACUCACCCGCACCAGGGUUUAUUCUGUUCCACAAACAACAAGUUGAAAUUUUAAUUUUGUUUUCAGGGUGUACUGAAAGUACGCAAGCGGGUCACCUUGAUGGUCAUAACAGUCAGUAUCGUUUUUGGAGUAACCUGGCUUGCAGACACGUUUAACUUCGUCCUCUACUAUUACAAGCCUUCCUUCAAUCAGUUGACAUACGCAGCAACUUCCAUUCUGAUCCUGUUCAAUUCUGCUAUUAAUCCUAUUUUGUAUGCUUUGAUAAAUCAGCGAUUCAAAGAGAAAAUGAAAGGAAUAUUAAGUGGCAAGUGUCGUGCAGAACCAGACGGGAUGUUUUCUGUUAAAAAACAUGAGAAAGUGGAAAUAGCCGUUAUCUCCUUUCACCAAAGCCAAUUAACGGACGAACGUAGCUGAGGGAGUGAUUUUUGAUAAGUUAAUUUAUUUAUAGAGUUUACCUUAAUUAAUAUGUAUUUAAAACUGGUUGGUUAAUUAGAGGCCACCUUUGAGAGGGAGAAAGGGGCUUGAGUCAGUGUUAGCGGGAAGUGCCGUGUUUGCUGGCAGGCUAGGCUGUGAGGGUCAAUAAUCAAAAAGUCAUCAAGAAUAUGGCAUACAAAAUAAGAUCGGACUUUUGUUUACGGUUAUCAACUCUGCAACAUACCAUACACGUGUAUAAAAUUGAACCGGAGAACUUUUGAACCAUUGCAAAGCGGAAAGCUAAGU
This is a messenger RNA of Porites evermanni, 6992 nucleotides long. NCBI's taxonomy places the organism in Eukaryota, Metazoa, Cnidaria, Anthozoa, Scleractinia, Poritidae. The record is from the annotation of a GenBank genome assembly.